AUGGCGGGCGGAGGUGAUAGUGAUGCGGUGCCAAGAGUCACCGAACAAAUGAGAAUAAUGAUUGCCGAGGAGGUCAUCAUGCCACCCAGAUUCCUUCGAGGUAGAGGCAAAGGACCCGUGACAGGUCAUGAUCACGAAGCCGGGCCUUCGCACCGGCGAACCCCAUCCAUUACUAUGAGCACCAGCCCGCAAGAGCCCUGGAGACUCUAUGUCGAACCAGGAAGGCGAUCAGUAUCCCUUAGCUCCUCUCCUUCGUACCAACAUUCAUUUGGGCCCAAUUCUGAAAACGAACCCAAUAACCAGCCUCCAGCUUUCAUACCUCUCCAAAGAUCCAAUUCUCACCAUUCUUUUGGCAGCCCAACACCCGUCUUCCAAAGCCGGUUUAACCCGGCUAACCUUUUGCCUGAACCCAUGGGUUUUAACCCACUCGGACCGGGAGACCACUUUCCAGAGGAGAACGACAUGGAUGAGGAUACUGACCCCGUGGAGCCAGCAUCAGGAACGCCGAACCAUCCCAUCGAGAUAUCAGAUGGGUCAUCAUUUCAUGGAUCGCCAUAUCGUGGUCCAGACAGCUACGAGGAAAGGUUCCGAAACAUUGACUGGUACUUCACACCGUCUGAACACUCGCAUCAUGAGCAACAACAGGAUCCUUCAGUGGGUCAUCAAUUUGUGGCAGUCACGCCACCGCCGCCACCGCCAGUAGAGCCGCAGCAGCCGCCUCCGGAGCCACCAAGGCGAAGAAGGUCUAAUGCACGGAUGUCCGUGCGAGGUGGAGUUCGGAUUGCUACUCCCCAGCCAUCUAGUGGCAGCCAUUAUCCCCCACUUCAGGAGGAAGAAGACCCCUAUGAUGGUGGUCCGUCAAGCCCCAUACCAGAUGUCAACUCAGUACCUGUGGUACCACCUCUGGGUUUCGAUAACCCGAUUCCUGCAUAUGCUGGGUCAGCGGCGUACAACCCAUUUGAGCAGCCGGCACACACCCACUACAACUACAACUACGGUUAUGCAGAGGUAGAUCCAUACCUAGUAGCUCGGGAUUACAAUGCUCUUCAUCCUGAAGGACCAUAUGGAGGGCCAUGGACUACUGGUUACCCGACUUAUGGGUACCAGCAUCAGCCACCUCCUCCGCCGGUGUAUCAGCCGCCUCAGCCACCGAUUCAACAGGAAGUUCUUGAGAGGCUGAGCCAAGUCGAACAAGAAGUUCGUGAAGACCGCAAAGAGCGGCAAGGAUUCUUCAAGGGGCUGUCAGAUUUGCUUAAGGGGAAAUCGAAGAGGAGGGGUCAUUGA
Helianthus annuus (common sunflower) is the source of this 1284-nucleotide messenger RNA. RefSeq names its product leucine-rich repeat extensin-like protein 5. The transcript has 2 exons. The record is from RefSeq and is a predicted model, not a curated record. Lineage: Eukaryota; Viridiplantae; Streptophyta; Magnoliopsida; Asterales; Asteraceae. The coding region runs from base 1 to 1284 and encodes 427 amino acids.